UCGUACAACAUCGUGACGAUCGCUUUUUUGACGCACACUCAAACUUAGAUGAUAACAUUCGACAAUUGAAAUUCACUGCGUCUAGUGACUCAGUGUUCUCAUGUUUAUUGGGGCGCUUUUUUAUUCACGGCGCUCUUGUAUAAUUACGGUGCAAUCGACUGUGGUGUAACAGUUUGUUAUAUUCUUGGAGCUUGAACGACGAAAAGGAAAUACAUCAUAACGAACUUAAAAAGAUUUUCCUCGUUCGUCAUUGAGAGGACACGGAAUAACGUCAUAGAUGCUUUAAAUAGCCGCACGUUCGUAGGAGAGGAAGGGAAAUCACGGAGAGCCAUCUGACACCUCGCUAUCGAUUCGUUCCGCAGGCUUGAUGCAGGGAAAACAACAUAGCGCAGUGGAAUACGUAGGCGAGAUAAUAUAGGAAGCAAUAGACCAAUAUCCCCGCUCAGAACGACAUUUCAGUUGAACAGGAGUGCUUCGUGUGAUAGCGCAAACAGCUGUGGGAUACUAAACAGUGUUUAUUAAGAAAGCAGUCAAAAUGCACGUGGAAGUUAACGUCGCCCUGAAUUUCGUGAUUUCGUACUUAUACAAUAAACUGCCGCGUCGCAGAGUGGAUUUAUUCGGGACGGAGUUAGAAAAGGGACUGAAGAAAAAGUUCGAGGGCCAUUGGUACCCGAACCAGCCCAUGAAAGGUUCCGGCUUCCGUUGCGUUCGCAUAAGCGGACCGGAAAUGGACCCGGUGAUUAUAAAGUCGGCGUGCGAGGUAGGUCUAGACUUGGAGGAGAUGAAAGCGUAUAUUCCCAAUGAACUCACCCUCUGGAUCGACCCGAAUGAGGUGUCUUACAGAAUAGGCGAGAAGGGACAGGUUAAGAUACUUUACAGUGACAGAAACGCCGAAGAUAAUACCGAAUCAGAAGAUCGCGAAGUGCAAGCGACCAACAAAGGGUUCAAUCCAGAGGCGCAGGCCUUCAAUCCAGACGCUCAGUCGUUCGAACCUAUCGACAGGCUCUCCGCGUCUCUUUGUAAUUUGAAUCUUUCUCCGGGAGGACUGUCGCCUAUGUCACCGGUUUCGUCCAGUUCUUGGGGCGGAAGUCAGUCCACAUCGCCUUGUGGUGGCGCCAUAUUCCCGUCAUCAUUAUCAGGUGAGCUCACACCACAACCCGUGUUUACCCCCAAACGUCAGGGCGCACCUUUGUUCACAACUGCGACCUUUGCACAGACAAAAUUUGGUUCUACAAAGCUGAAGUCUAAUGCAAAGCGUCCGACCCGACUUUCACCUACAGAAUUUGGAAAUUUCUUUCGCCAGAAUGUGGUCACUAACAACACCACUACCCAGUACCCGGGCAUCAUCACCCCGCCUCGUUCUAGAUCUCUUUCGCCACGAGACCCUCGGGUUGAAUUCCUGAUAGACCAAAAACAACGUUUUCUGAACAAUCAACACCAGCAACAACUUCAGCAACACUUUCAACAACAACAACAACAAACGCUUAAGCAACAACAAUUCAAUUUUCAACUUCAACAACAACUGCAAUUUCAACAGCAUCAGCUGCAACAACAGCAGAAUCGUUUAAAACUCCCGCACGACCACCAGUUUCCUUCGCCGACGAGCCCGUCGCAGCACGUGACGGGAUCCCUGCACGAUAUGUUUUCCGGCCCCUCCCCGCUUCAGUCGCCGAUGUCGUCUCUCUCCAGCGGCCACUCGCCCGUAUCACCCGGUCAGUCCCAUCUGUUCCCACUAGCGAGCCCGCAGUCAAUGCCCAGUCCUCCGGGUUUCCAUGACAACAACAAUCAGCAAACGACUAUUGGGUCGCAGCAGUCGAUUUCCCCCGACAACCAGAUGGCGUUCCUCGACAGCAUUGGUCUAAAUAACGGACCCUACUCGUCAGCCAAUCAAUUUCAUCAUCUUCUUCUUGCCAGCUAAGUGCUUUGUUGACGCGUUUGAGCAUUUCCUAAAAUAUAUUUUGUAUUCUUUAUUUGAUCUGAUGUUAGAUAUAGUAUUUAUUUGUGUAAGUUGACAGUUUUACCAUUCCUAUUUAGUUCGAUACUUCAAUUUCAUAAAGCCACAUUAACCCACUCUAUAAGUUUAAGACAUAGGAAGUUAGAGAUAUUAUAACCUUAAAUUAGUACUAUUUGUAUACGAACACUAAGACAAAAUCAGACAAUUGAUUUUUUAUUGUCUCUUUGACCAUGCAAAGCUAAACAUUUUGAUAAAUUGUUCAUCUGUUAAUGCCAUUUAUAGCUUAUUUAUGCGAUUAUGGUAGAUACUAAUUGGGCAUGAAUUUAAUGUGACCGUUUUGUUCGAAUAUUCGUCCUGUUUGUAACAUGUGUAUUGUAUUUUUUUAAAUUUAUCAAGUUUUUUUGUUAUAUAUACAUAACAUGUAUUUUUAGUGUACAUAUACAGAUUAACCUAUAAUUAUGUAACAUAUUUUUUCUACAUACAAAGUUUUUUCGUUCAAAGCCAUUUUCAGAUAUUUUUCUACUAAAUGGUUAUAACGCUAUUAAAUUUAUACAUAUUUUUACUACUAUCAGUGUCCGUAUUUAUUUUCGUUUAAAUAUCGAAUGUUGACGUAUCUCAAGUAAGAUAAACAGUGACCAAAUUUUAAUAGAGAUAUUUCCUCAAUGGAUUUUGUGUUGUUGAAAACUCGCCAUAAAUAAAUAGAAUAUUUAACCAUAUUUUGUAAUAACAUUCAUAUUGACAUUUGAUGUAAAUUCAUGACUGAACACUUCUUUCACAAUCACAAUUAAGACAUUAUGUAUGUCACCAACUUUUAAGGGCACUAUUGGUAUUGUUCCUUGAAAUUUUCACUGCUCACAGCUAGACUCUGUAAGGCGAAAAAUCGAAAAUGAUCACCAGGCAUAAACCGUCUCAGCCAUAAAAUUGCCUGCGAUAUAUUCGGUUAUUACGUCUUGCCAUCGUAUAGGUAUUAGUAACGGAAAGCGUAGGAGUGGCAUUCAAUGAACGGUAUCCCACGUUUUAAUUAACCCAUUUAUGCCUAGUGGACUCUCCCAUCCGUCUAAAUUGGAUCAAUUUAUUUCCAAAAUUAGGGAUGUCUAGUAUAUUUAUUUCUAUAUUUAGAUUAUUUCUUACAGCAAUUUCUUUAAGCAAAAAGCACAGACCCAGAUGAGACGCCGCAUCAUGCGGCGUCUCAUCUGGGUCUACGCUGUUUUCCAAGUCCUUUUUUCUACACGCUAGGCAUAACUGGGUUAAACUAGACGAUUUGCUUGGACACCAAUACAUUCAGUACUUGCUGAAAAUGUGCGAUUAACUUGUUUUGGUUUUAUUAACGUUUCAGAUGUUUAUAUGAAACAAUGCAUUCGUUUUGUGAAAGUUCUUAACCAACAAGAUUACGAGCAACACAUUAAUCAGCUUGUUUAUAAUAAACAUGAAAUCGAGAAAACACAAAACAGCAACAACUUUAAUAGCAACACGCGUAUACUUAUAAUUUAUGAAUUAAAAAUUCUUAUUGAUGUAUUCGUAUCUUUUGUAUUUUUUUAACCUGUGGCAAAAUGAAGAAACAUUCAUGAAAAUGUCUAAAUAUUUUAUAGAUUGUUUGCUAAUUCGAGUGAUAAAUGAUGUGAACACUUUGUAUACUAGUCCGUUGGCAUUUUCCCGAUGUCUGAUACAGCAUUGCGACAAACGUGAAUGUUUAUAAUAUGAUAUAUUGCUCUUGCCACUUAGACACCAUGGUAUUAUUUACAUAAUUCUAAAUGCUACAUUUACUACGCUAUCUUCUCACAAAAACUGUAUAUUGAGAGAAUGUUUACUCCAGAGAAAACUCGACGCAGUCACUUGGUAUUUGUGCAGAUGGCAAGAUAAGUUUUUGCGUGCACGGAACAUAUUCGUAAAUAUCAGACAUACCUCACCUGACGCAGUAUCUCUUGCAAAUUGUUGUCUGACUAAUAGGUAUCUUUCUAUAGUUUGCUAUCUGAUGUAAUUAUAUGUUGAACAUAGUAUGCUGUAUUAGCAAGUCGAGCGGGUAUUAGAAUUUGCAGUUGUUUGUUAAACAUGCAUUGUUUCUCUCGGACAUCUCUUGAUAAGUUUUCAUGACAAAAAAUUACACGGUAGUCGAUGCCUGAAAAUGGUUAUAUUAAAACAAAAAAAGUAUUUUGCUUCUAUGAGCGGUUCAGAAUUUGUUUCAAAGUUCAAAUGUAAUAUAUACCAACGGCUCAGUUGUAUCAAAUAUAUAAAACGAUCAGGUGUAAGGUGUAUCUGUCAUUGUGUACCAAUUGAUUAGCAACCACAAACGUUCAUAUUAUCAAUGAAUACAACACAGAUACAAUGAGUGUUGGCCGAAUAACAAUGAUUUUAUAUAACACUUUAGAUAGAUACCAUGUACUACAUUAAUAUUUCAGUUCAACGAUGUAUUAACUGCUUAUGUAAACAGUGUACAUAUCACUGUGUCAUUGUCAGGGCAUGAAGUGCAUAAAUAUUUUAAAAUGCUUAUAUACAAGACUGCUUCCUCCGUUAAUACAUACAAGGCGUUCGUAAGAGCACAAAGUCGAUAUUGCUGAAAAAGGUCCAUACAUAAAUCAAUAAAUUUAACGACGAGGAAACGUAGUCAUUUAAAUCGUCAAAAUAUAAACUACCACAACUCCAAACCCAUGUUCAAUUUUUAUUGUGCAAAAAAGUUUUUGCCGCCGUUCGGUUUUUGAAAUCGUUUUGUCAAAGAUCAUUAAUACACACUUCGUAAUAUACGGACGCUAAUUAAACAUUUUUCAAAGAAGCAUCUGGUGCCAGUGGAUUAAGUAUUGAUUAUAACAACAUCUCGGUCACUUCAAUUGACAGAGUUUUUAUAAGCCCACAGCUCCAUGCGAUUGCGCUUGAUCAGGACUUAAGUAAGCGGUAUAUAUAAUCAUACGUGUUCAUUUAUGUAUGUGUUUCUGGUCAUCAGCAUUAACCUGUGUUACCCAGAUGGUUUUCUUUAAUGCGAGUUUUAUAAACGUAUAAAUUAUGUCGUAUUGUCUUUCCGAUGUGAAACAUUCCUUGAGCUAAAAUUUAAAUGUUUUUGAAACAAAUGAAUACAAUCUUAAUAGAUAUCUACAGCCGCAAUGUAAAUGAGUGUAUAUUGUUUUGUUAACUAUGCCUUCAAUAAUCUAAAUGUGCAGUUUGGUAAAAUUGCCAUGUUUUAUAUAUGCUGUUGUUAUUGAUAUGAAAUACGACGAGUGAUGUUCAUGCAAGGGUCAAGGUAGGGCAUACGUACAUGUGUCCUAAAACAGGGCGUUGUGUAAUCUAUGUUGGCCUACAUUUAUGUUCACGAUUAGUGCAAUCUAUAUUUGUAUAAUUAAAGUCAGAGGUCUGGUUUCUGUUUCCGUUUUUGGCGUCCCACCUAUCCUAUUUUAUUUGAACACUGGAGCGAAACGAUUCAUUUGUGCAAAGAGAAAUAUAAUUAUUAUGAUAAUGUCUAAAACGCACUUAUGUAAUCCAUAUUGAAUAGUACCAACUUUUUCAACUAAUGACCAUAGCAACAACACUACCCCACAUGAAACAAUAUAAUAAUUAUGUUGCUGCAUCAUAAUAAGGACAUAAAACUACCACGCGUACAUAUAGGAACAAUGUGACAGCAUACAUAUUGGACUCUUAUUCAAUCUCCUGAUGACAAUUAACUAUACAUUAUAUAAGUGUUUAAGUCCAUUUUUUGGGGACUUAUGGACACAAAACACAUACAAGAAACGUAUUCUUUAUUUGUAUGUACACGGGUGCCAGAACUGCAUUGGUUUUUCUUACUGAUUGAUGUCUAUUGUAUAUCGUUUGUUGGUGACGGGAUAUUUAUUACAUUUAUAUAACUUAUACUAUUCUGUGUUGUAACAAUCUAAUAAAAUAUUUUAUUAAUAUUGCAUAUGAUAUAAAAGUAGCUCUGUUACAAUAUUGUGUAUGUGCUUUCAAAGUAUAGAUGUUAUGUCUCAGAUACAAUUGCUGUAGUUUGUAGAGAGAGAAAAGGUAGCAUACAGUUUGUUUGUUUAUUUUUUAUUUUAUCAUUUCUGAUUUUAUUAUGGUGACUAUAUGAUAAUUUAUAUGACGCCUACUAACCUGAUAUAACAAAUCAUUUCAGACACCUUUGUAUCAGGCCGACCGUAACGUAGGAUGUUGAUAUAAGAACAUUUAAACGCAGGUUAAUUAUUAUCAAAUUAAAUCUCUCAAACUCAUUAGGUACUAAAUUUAUUAUUAUUUUUAUACAUAUAAGCCGUUGAGUUUGCUUAACGGUGAUAUAAAAAAAAUUAUUAACGUAAAACUAAACGUUAACGUAAUGGCGUGGAUGGAUGUGCAUUUAUGAACGUUUUCACGCAACGUUUGACAAUCUCCAGGUGGAAUAAGUUCGCUUACGCUGUAGAAACUAGUGAAACAUAUUUGUAACGAGUUCAUAGUUUCAAUCGUCUAAACGAAAUAUCUCCUUAGAUAAAGUUUUUUUUUACAGUUAAUGGUCAAUACUGUUUCACUAUCUUGUUGUACUGGUAAAUUUGAAAUCAAUACAGAAAGACGUCUAGCAACAUUAUGUUCUUGAGGUGCACUUUGCUUUAUUCAGGGCCGCCAUAGUAAUCAGAAAUUCGUGUGAAUUAAAGCUGGCCAAUGAAGGUGUUUCCUGAUAUAUAUAUAUAUAUUUAUACCGUGAUAACAUAUUUUGUUUAUAAUUGACGUGUUAUAAUACGAUAGAUGUUUCAUUUCUUUUAUUUAAUCUAUGGAGAAUCUUUCAUAUUUUGAAAUAUCUUUUAUGUUUUGGUAACUUAUUUCAGCAAUCAAACGUCACUAAAUCUGUUUUUGCUGUAGUGUUCAUGUAAUGUCAUGCGCUUUCUUUAAGUAUACAUGUGUGAUUAACUCUUUAAAUCUUUAUUUGGAAUUGACUCGAUGUUCUGUAUCCUCAAAAUGAAGGCUCUAGUAGUUCUAGAAACGAUUGGAGUUCACAGUUGAAUCGAACUGUUCGGAUGAAAGACAUGCCAUUUUCAUCAAAUUCGGCUUUGAUAACUAUCAGCAUUGCCUGAGUUUUAAUAAGAUAUGAAUGUUUCGAGGGCUUAUUUUGUAUAAUAUGAUCAUAACAUUAUUUAUAGCAUUAUUUGGAGGGGUUGUAUGUUAUUGAUGUUAUGUAUAUAAACGUAUACUUUUCAUUAUAUUAAACUAACUUGUAAAAUAAUUGUGUUAUAAUAAGCGAUGUCUUUCUAUAGUAUUAUUUAUAGGUUAUAAUUAUUCACACGUUUUUCAUGGGUUAUAAUAUUGAUCUACGUGAUGUUGUAAACUACAGACUAUUUUCCACGCUAAAUGUUAAUAUCAUUGAUGACAAGAAUUAUUCCAAUGUGUUACAUAAAGUAUAUUUUGAAACUGUUAUUGUUUAGUAUAAAAUAUUUCUAAGUUUGUAAUAAAAUUCAUAUUUGUUGA
Messenger RNA from Dreissena polymorpha, 7363 nucleotides. RefSeq names its product protein Tob1-like. Bases 536 to 1918 code for a protein of 460 amino acids. Lineage: Eukaryota; Metazoa; Mollusca; Bivalvia; Myida; Dreissenidae. Gene Ontology annotation, biological process: regulation of gene expression. Gene Ontology annotation, molecular function: transcription corepressor activity. The record is from RefSeq and is a predicted model, not a curated record. Gene Ontology annotation, cellular component: cytoplasm; nucleus. The transcript is spliced from 2 exons.